Heterotrigona itama is the source of this 603-nucleotide messenger RNA. Lineage: Eukaryota; Metazoa; Arthropoda; Insecta; Hymenoptera; Apidae. The record is from the annotation of a GenBank genome assembly.
AUACGGAUCGAAAAUAGAAAAUACGCCGUGAUAACAAAUCCGAUGAGGCAGAUACUAGAAACAUCGAAAUGGCAAGAUACGCUGUUAAAGUUAAUCGAGAGUAGGAAGGAAUGCGCGAGGACGCAGCUAACGCGAGGUAACGAUAGCAAUAGAAUAGAAGAAUAUAAAAAUAUUGUUCAUGUGGUAACAAAUUGGUGGAUAUCGAUGGUAGAAAUACUCGAAACUAACGAUUGCUCGGAGCAGUAUACAAAGGUGUUGCUGGUAGAGAGAGAGUGUAGCAUGAAUUGUUCGUGGAUUAUAAUUAAUGUCCGUUUUGAUGGUCAUGAAAUGUUAAUUAUAGCGUCCACCGUCGAAAGAUCGGCGAAACUCCAUUUGUAUUGGAUCACGAGACAAAAAGAAAUCCUGGAAUGGCAAAAAUUUCGAACUUCUAAUCGCUGGCACCGGAAAUAUCUGCAAUUUGCAGUUUCGUCGGCUGCAUUAAUUUGCGUUAAUUCCGGGCAAACAAACAUCGAGGCAAACAUAUUAUCGAAAGCCACGCUGUGUAACAACUUUGCGAGUGUAUCGCGAGUCCGCAAACAGAUCGGUCGAUCGUUUAACGCGAUC